Closterium sp. NIES-67 is the source of this 1894-nucleotide messenger RNA. The record is from the annotation of a GenBank genome assembly. NCBI's taxonomy places the organism in Eukaryota, Viridiplantae, Streptophyta, Zygnematophyceae, Desmidiales, Closteriaceae.
UUUCUGACAGCCAAGGCAACUCCUCCCACCUCCCCAUCACACUGGGAAUUCCGUCCAGCUGGCUGGGACCAAAGCUCCAGUACACCCCUAGUCCUGUCCGUGGCAUUGUCAAAUUCCUAGCAGACAUCAUCCCAUCAAACAUCAUUCAGCAAACAUUGUUCCAGCAGACAACGUUCAGCAGACACCUCCGCCGUCUGGUUACAAUUUUGAGGAAGUCACCCGGCAUUGUUUUCCCUAGCGUUCGUAACAUCUGGAAGCAGAUUCGGCAUUCGUCCUCGCGUAGAAAUGGCGGACGAAGGCAAGGUGGUGGCGAAGGUGAUCGACGGCAAGGCCAUCUCGCAGCAGAUCCAUGGCGAGGUGGCCGCUGGGGUGACGAAGUUAAAAGAGGCCACUGGAAAAGUCCCCGGACUAGCAGUCAUCAUAGUGGGUGAGCGCAAGGACUCGCAGACUUAUGUGCGAAUGAAGGUCAAGGCGUGCCAGGAGGUGGGGAUUGCCUCGUUCGAGGGGAAGCUUCCUGGCGACGCCAGCCAGGAUGACGUCAUUGCAGCAGUCAGGGAGUUCAACGCCAACCCUGACGUGCACGGCAUCCUGGUUCAGCUGCCCCUGCCGGCUCACAUCAGCGAGGAGGCGGUGCUUGCUGAGGUGGCGCUGCCCAAGGACGUGGAUGGCUUCCAUCCAAUCAACAUCGGACAGCUGGCGAUGAAGGGGCGGCACCCGCAGUUUGCCCCGUGCACCCCCGAGGGCUGCAUGGUGCUGCUGGAGCGCAGUGGCGUGCAGAUCAGCGGGCAGCGCGCCGUGGUGAUUGGGCGCAGCAACAUAGUGGGCAUGCCGGCUGCAAUGCUGCUGGUGGAGCGGGAUGCCACAGUCACCAUCGUGCACUCGAGGACCAAGCAGCCCAAAGAGAUUGUGCAGCAGGCGGAUAUUGUGAUUGCUGCCAUUGGGAGAGCCAAGAUGGUGAAAGGGGACUGGCUGAAGCCGGGGUGUGCAGUGAUCGACGUGGGAAUCAACGCCAUUGACGACGCAACGAAGAAAGCCGGAUACCGGCUGGUGGGUGAUGUGGACUACGAGGAGGCGAGGGAGGUGGCAGGGUGGAUCACCCCGGUGCCGGGAGGGGUGGGGCCGAUGACCAUUGCCGUGCUGCUGCAACACACGCUCACUGCUGCUGAGAGGGCAUUGGGAGGCAGUUCAUAGGGGGCGGGGGCUUGAUGGCAACAGCUGGGUACUGGCUGGUGGGGGAUGUGGACUAUGAGGAGGCGAGGGAGUGGCAGGGUGGAUCACCCUAGUGCCAGGAGGGGUGGGGCCGAUGACCAUUGCCGUGCUGCUGCAACACACGCUCACUGCUGCGCAGAGAGCUCUAGGAGUGCCUUGUUAGAGCCAAGAAAGCCGGUUACCGGUUGGUGGGCGAUGUGGCCUCCGAGGAGGCAAGAGAGGUGGCAGGGUGGAUCACCCGGGUGCUGGGGGGAGUGGGGCCGAUGCCAUGCUGCUGGAACACACGCUCACUGCUGCUCAGAGGGCUCUUGGAGUCUCGGAGCCCCUUCAUAGGGGUGUUAUGUGUUAUGAACAACUCUAACAACUCACAACACUGGUGCCAGGGGGGAUGGGGCUUGCUGUGGCCUCACAACCUGUGAGGCACUUGUGGCCACACGUAGGGCACUAGAAGUUGUUUCAUAGUAAUUACAGUGCUGCAAUUUCGGCGUGAGAACUUGAGAAGGGUUAGUACGGUUCUGCGCUGCGCAAUAAUAAUUGGGCUCAGCAUAGCUGAGAUUCAGGCGAUAGGGGCGAGUCUGGGAAGAGCCCUGUUGGGCUGAGAAGAAGCCCUUAGGAUCUUUUACAGAGACUAAGUCCCAGCUGUAGAGACUUGAGACUUGGAGUAGUGCAGCGGAAGUUGAGGCAG